AUGGCUUCAUUAAUUAAGAAAGAUCCUCACAUAUACUCGUACCGCGAAUUAAGGGGCUGGGUGAAUGGUUUAGGAUAUUUUCCGGAUGCACGACUGAAGCCCUACUUGGAGCUAGUUGGAUUCGGGUCAGCAGCAUUGACCCGGACGCUCGAUUUGCAGUACAAUUUAAUAUCCGCAUUGGUCGAGCGUUGGCGCCCGGAUACCCACACUUUUCAUUUGCUGUGUGGGGAGUGCACUGUCACUCUGGAGGAUGUUGCAUUGCACUUUGGGCUCCCAAUCGAUGGGAAUGUCAUAACGGGCGUAAGUGCGAUAGCUGAGUCGGCUGCACUUUGUUAUAGCCUACUAGGAGCCUCGCCUGGCGAUGAUGAGUCCAAUUUUUCGGAGUUGAAAUUUACAUGGCUAAAAGCUAAUUUUGAGCAUUUAUCAGUUAAUGCCACUGAAGAAGAUUGGGGUUUCGCAAUUCUGGCUAUAUUGUAUCGUGAGCUUUGUCGGACGACAAAGCCUGAUGCCUUAGACAUAGGCGGAUGCCUUUUAUUGUUGCAGUCAUGGGCUCUUUAUCGGAUGCCAUUCUUGGCAUCAGUUAGUCACCAACUAUACGUAUUUCCACUAGUUAACAGAUGGAGUAUUUAUCUGGGUAUCGGGAGGUCGUACACUGUCCCGAUAUAUCGUUUGAUGAUUGAACAAUAUGCCGGGAAAAGGUUUAUAUGGAUGUCAUAUCGUAGACCAGAAAUUGCAGCUAUUAUACCCUCGUCUGGCUACGUUCAUUCUCAAUUGUGGUGUGGGGAAGGUUCACGGCAUCAACAAGAGAAGGAAACAUGGAAUGCAUUGGGGGGUUGUGCACUGGAAAUUUGUUGUGUUGUAGGAUAA
Gossypium arboreum is the source of this 867-nucleotide messenger RNA. Its product is annotated as protein MAIN-LIKE 2-like. The coding region runs from base 1 to 867 and encodes 288 amino acids. Gene Ontology annotation, biological process: meristem maintenance; meristem development. The record is from RefSeq and is a predicted model, not a curated record. The transcript has 6 exons. NCBI's taxonomy places the organism in Eukaryota, Viridiplantae, Streptophyta, Magnoliopsida, Malvales, Malvaceae.